AUCCCGCCAAAGGAGAAGCUCCCUUCCCCGGGAAGGGGCAAAAAGGGGCCGGCGGGCUGAGGCCAACCAGCGCAGAAAGGGCCUGGCAGCCAUUACUGUAGCGGUGGCGGCUCUGUCACGCCCCUGAAGCCGCUGGCCCGUGGGUGUGUCCAGCUCAGGAGCGGCCCUGCGUGUUUUUCCCCCGUGGCCGUCGCGGACCCCCGUCUUCCAAUAGUGGUGCGGGCGGGGCGCCCCGUCCUGGGUUCGCGGCAUAGCCCCGCCCGGGCCCCCAUGCAGAACAGAAGUACUGGACCCUUUUUUUUUUUUUUUUUGAGACAGAGUGUCGCUCUGUCGCCCAGGAUAGAGUGCAGUGGCGAGAUCUCGGCUCACUGCAACCUCCGCCUCCCGGGUUCAAGCGAUUCUCCUGCCUCAGCCUCCCGAGUAGAUGGGACUACUAGCACCCGCCACAAUGCCCGGCUAAUUUUUGUAUUUUUAGUAAAGACGGGGUUUCGCCAUGUUGUCCAAGAUGGUCUCGAACUGCUGACCUCGUGAUCCGCCCGCCUCGGCCUCCCAAAGUGUUGGGAUUACAGGCGUGAGCCACCGCGCCCGGCCCCGGACCCUUCUUUAUUGGCCUCAAAACAGGUCAUUUUGGGAAGCGGCGCGAGGCUGGCCGCGCUUUCCUGGGCCCCGGCCCUCCCCAUGGUGUUUACGGGGAGGCGAACGGGGAGCCCAGAGGCUGCGAGCCUGGCCUGGACCCAGGAGCCAGGGGUAUCCCACAAGUCCCGGAGGCUCUGAACGCGGCGCUGACGCCGAAUACCUGUGAAAAAGACUCGGGGAGGAGACCCGCAGACGGCCGGCCUUCCGCCGCGGGAAGCGACCCCCCCGGCCCCCACGCCCCUCACUGCGCCUGCGCCUGCGCCUCGCGCGCCGACUUCCAGUCCCAGCAGGCGGCGGGCGGGGGCGGAGCCUCCGGGGAGAAUUCGGGGGAGGGGCGGGGCCUCCGGGAAGCAAUCAGGGGAGGGGCGGGGCGUGCGGGGAGUGGGGCGGGGCUCCCGGUUCCAGGCGAGUUCGCAGCUGCGCGCCGGGUCCUGGAGGCCGAGGCCGCUCCCGCCCGUUGUCCCCGCAGUCCCCGACGGGAGCGCCAUGGCCCAGCCGCCGCCCGACGUGGAGGGGGACGACUGUCUCCCCGCGUACCGCCACCUCUUCUGCCCGGACCUGCUGCGGGACAAAGUGGCCUUCAUCACAGGAGGCGGCUCUGGGAUUGGGUUCCGGAUUGCUGAGAUUUUCAUGCGGUGAGACUGCUCUGUGUCCCUUCCCUGCUCCUCGCUUCUCCCUGCCUGGGCCCUGCUGGAUGCCUGACCCCUGGAAAGAUGUUGGGAGGCACGGCUGCCAUACGGUGAUUGCCAGUAGGAGCCUGCCGCGAGUGCUGACGGCCGCCAGGAAGCUGGCUGGGGCCACCGGCCAGCGCUGCCUCCCUCUCUCUAUGGACGUCCGAGUGCCCCCAGCUGUCAUGGCCGCCGUGGACCAGGCUCUGAAGGAGUUUGGCAGAAUCGACAUUCUCAUUAACUGUGCGGCCGGGAACUUCCUGUGCCCCGCUGGUGCCUUGUCCUUCAACGCCUUCAAGACCGUGAUGGACAUCGACACCAGCGGCACCUUCAACGUGUCUCGAGUGCUCUAUGAGAAGUUCUUCCGGGACCAUGGAGGGGUGAUCGUGAACAUCACUGCCACCCUGGGGAACCGGGGGCAGGCGCUCCAGGUGCAUGCAGGCUCCGCCAAGGCCGCUGUGGACGCGAUGACGCGGCACUUGGCUGUGGAGUGGGGUCCCCAAAACAUCCGCGUCAACAGCCUCGCCCCUGGCCCCAUCAGUGGCACGGAGGGGCUGCGGCGACUGGGUGGCCCGCAGGCCAGCCUGAGCACCAAGGUCACUGCCAGCCCGCUGCAGAGGCUGGGGAACAAGACCGAGAUCGCCCACAGCGUGCUCUACCUGGCCAGCCCUCUGGCUUCCUACGUGACGGGGGCCGUGCUGGUGGCCGAUGGCGGGGCAUGGUUGACGUUCCCAAACGGUGUCAAAGGGCUGGCGGAUUUCGCAUCCUUCUCUGCUAAGCUCUAGGAAUCUUCCGGUCCCUGCUUCCCGCCGCCUCACACAGCCAGGUGGAGAGCACCAAUCUGAACCAGCAAUGCCUGCAGCCCAGCCCCUCCUCUGAACACUCAGCUAUUACUGUGCUUUCCCUCCCCACGGCCCCAACUCCAGGGCAGGAGCAACUGGACAGUGGGCCUGGCCCGUGGAGCUGCCACGCAGGUGUCUGAGGACCAGGUGCCACGCAGGUGGUGGGGGUACAGACAAGAUGCUGGGAUGUCCCCUGCCCCAUGGUCAAGGGUGUCCUGCCUGCCUGGGUCCAGGGCCUGAGGGAGCCACAUGGAUCCUGAAACUUGUGUUCUCUUGGCUGAAAACACUGAGGUGCUCCCAUCUGGGCGUGGCCCAUGAGCUGGGAUGGUCCUCCAGCUGCCCACAAGGUCAGCCCCUCUGUCUCUGCACCACCUGUUUGCAUAAACACACUUUGCUACAAUCUUGCUAGUGCGUUUUCUUAAAGGAUAAUCUAUUUACUGUAAAAAUAAAUUGGACUUUGCAAAAGCUUUUAGAAGGAAAAGAAAGGAUUAAAGAGAAUUGCUGGUGA
Molecule: messenger RNA, 2654 nt
Organism: Gorilla gorilla gorilla (western lowland gorilla)
Lineage: Eukaryota; Metazoa; Chordata; Mammalia; Primates; Hominidae
Gene: DECR2
Product: 2,4-dienoyl-CoA reductase 2
Exons: 9
Coding region: 1331-2089 (252 amino acids)
Biological process (GO): fatty acid catabolic process
Cellular component (GO): peroxisome
Molecular function (GO): 2,4-dienoyl-CoA reductase (NADPH) activity
Source: RefSeq, a predicted model, not a curated record